Didymosphaeria variabile is the source of this 2763-nucleotide messenger RNA. RefSeq lists its product as uncharacterized. The record is from RefSeq and is a predicted model, not a curated record. The transcript has a single exon. NCBI's taxonomy places the organism in Eukaryota, Fungi, Ascomycota, Dothideomycetes, Pleosporales, Didymosphaeriaceae. Bases 1 to 2763 code for a protein of 920 amino acids. Gene Ontology annotation, biological process: carbohydrate metabolic process.
AUGGCGUUUGGGAUUACACGCUGUGGCAUCCACUCCUUCCACGAAACUCUUGGCAUCGAUUCCGAUAAGUUACGCUUCUACUGGGUUCUUCAAUCUGAUCUAGAGGAUGCGCAACAAACGGCCUAUCGCGUUGAGCUAUCCACAUCUAGUAACUUUGAGCAUGCACUCUGGGACUCGGGUAAAGUCGAUAGCGACCAGCAACGCAACGUACUUUGCGCACCUGACGGCGGUUUUCUAUCAGCGUCGUUUCACUAUUGGCGCGUAACCGUAUGGGACCAAGAUGAGCAGACCUCUCAAAGCUCACCGAACGAGUUCUUCACUGCGUAUCCACGAUCGAGCGGAUUGUUACCUCCAUACAGCAUGAAUCAGACCUACAUGCCUCAUACGAGCUUAAUAUUCCGCAGUUGGUUCGAGGACGAGCAGAACAGAUGGAAGGGCGUAUGGAUCGGAGACAACGGCGAUAAGCCUCUGUACAUGCGUAAAGCUCUCCAUCUCGCUCAAAAACCGUCCAGAGCGAUUGUGUUUGCUUCUGGACUGGGUCAUUUUAACUUCGUUUGUAAUGGGGACCCGAAGGCGGCGCAUGGCCACGUUUUGGAUCCAGGAUGGACGAACUACCACCGGACCGUGCAAUUUGUCGCUUAUGAUGUUUCAGAUAUGUUGAAAGAGGGCGAGAACGUGCUGGGCGCUCAUGUUGGCAACGGAUUCUAUGCUGGUGAUCAAGGUGACGACCGGUUCUUCUGGCCGUGUUACGAGGACAACACGUAUGUCAGGUACGGCAACGAAUUAUCCUUCUUCGCUGAGAUACACCUCUUCUAUGAAGACGGACGACGCGAUACUAUCACAACGGGCCCGGAUUGGAGGUUGAGGAAGAGCGCAACCACGUUAGCGAACAUAUACUCGUCCGAGACCAAAGACCUGCGGGCAUACCCAACGGGAUGGGAUACCCCCGGCUUUCGAGAAGAUGGCCAGUGGAAGAACGCAACGCCUGUCACUGGCCCUCGCGGUAAAUUAAAAUACCAGAACCAGCCUCCUGUUGUCCUGCAUGAGACCUUCGAACCCAUCUCACAAAAACAGCUUGAGUCUAGCCUAGCAACGUUUGACUUCGGCCAGAACAUGACAACUAUGAUAAAAAUUGAAGUCAGUGGUCCCGCUGGCUCUGAAGUCAUUGUCCGCUUCUCCGAAACUGUUGGCGAUGAUGGCAAGGUAUUCAUGCCAGAUCCUCUAUUCAAGCAGUUCGAACAUGGCGUCUUUUGCAAGUUCACACUCGCGGGAAGUGGCGUCGAGAUCUGGGAACCAGACUUUUGUUUCACCGCAGCACGAUACAUUCAAGUUGAGGGCGUCUCACUUGAGGAAGGCAAAAGUCUGCCAGUCGUGCAUUCUCUCACCAGCCGGCAUGUCUCAUCAGCGGCAAGACGACUCGGAUAUGUCAAGACUGACAAGGAAGAUGUCAACGCGCUGAUAAAGAUGUGCUAUUGGUCGUUCGUCAGUAAUCUGUUCAGCUAUCAUACCGACUGUCCGCAGAUAGAGAAAUUUGGCUGGCUGGAGGUAACGCACCUGCUCGCACCGUCUACCCAGUACAUCCGGGAUAUGGAGUCGCUAUACACUAAGAUCCUUGAUGAUAUCGUAGAUGCCCAGGAGCCGAACGGCCUUUGCCCGACUAUGGCUCCAGAGAUACGUUACAUGUGCGGUCCUUUACAUGACACCAUCACCUGGGGCGGCGCGGUGGCACUGCUACCGGAAAUCUUACGCUUCUACUACGGCUCUACCCAAACGUUCGAGAAGCUGUUCGAACCAUGCGUGCGGUACAUGGAGUACAUCCGUACGAAGGAGCGCGACGGUGGAUUGGUUGAACACGGCCUCGGUGAUUGGGGUCGUGACAUCGCCUUCGGAAACAAUCAAGCCAACAUCGAGACCGCAAUCUACUACCGCUGCCUGCGCAACAUUCAACGCAUGGCACACGAGUUGGGUAGGUCGGAGGAUGAGAGGCGCUUCCGCGAAUGGGCAGACCGUAUCUACGCCGUGUACAACGAGCGCCUUCUUGUGACGGACAAAACGCUGCACCCCUACGCAUUUUACACAUCAAGAGACGAACCCGGAAAACAAGACCGCAACAUGGUCGCCCAAGCUUUCGCGCUACAAUUCGAUCUCGUGCCGCGCGAACACGUUGCCGACGUGCAGCGCGCUUUCCUCGCCGACUGCGCAGACGCAGGAAACCGCAUCCAAGCCGGCGAAAUCGGGCUGAAAUACUUGUGGAACACACUUGCGGACGUCGAUCGUCCCGACAUUGUUCUGGAGAUGGCACGUCAGGAAGAGCAUCCAAGCUACAUGAGGUUCAUCCGGCAAGGGGAAACCACGCUGAACGAAUUCUGGCAAGACGCAUGCCGGAGUAAAAGCCACGAUAUGUUGGGAACCAUCUACGAAUGGUUCUAUAACGCUGUGUUGGGGCUGAAGCCGGAGACUGAGGCGUACAAGACGUGGACUGUAAAACCGCCGUUGAAGAGCGAGUUCAAACAUGUGGAGGGAAGUGUGGAGUGUCCGUAUGGGAAGAUUGAGAUUGAGUAUGAGAGGGAUGAAGAGGGAUGUGAUGUGAGGAUGAAGGUUACGGUGCCGACUAGCACUACAGGUUUCCUGUUGCUACCAAGUGACUCCAGUUCCGUGUCCAUUCGUCGAAUACGAGAAGGAAGAACUGAUGACGGAGCAUCUGAGACAGGCUCGCGGAUCGCCUUGAAAGCUGGACGUUACUAUUUGCACCUGAACCCUUGA